UUGUUCUGUUGUUGUAACCCUAACCCUCAUCCUCCUUAUUUUUCAUUCCCCUGGCCUGGCCUCUUCUCUCUAGACUCUCGUUCCCUCCCUUCCCUGCCUUCAGUUCUUCUUCUUCAGUUCAGAGUUCGUUCACAGAUCGCAGUUUCGCGCAGCCUGAGGCCCUGAGCCUCCUCUCUCUCUCGCUCUGUCUCUCAGGCGACUCGCGUCGUCAGUCUCUCUCUCUUAUCUCGCCGUCAGAUUUCCUCUCUUCCCACCUUCUGCACUGCGCCGUUCCCUCGUCUCUUGCGAUUCAGCAAGGCCUUCUGCGACGCUGUUUCUUCGUCUUCUCCAAGCUCUCGCAGUAUCUUCUUAAACUCGAACCUGCAGGGAUCUGAUGGCCAAUCACAUGCUUCAAAAAAUGGGCUCGCUGUUGGGGCUUUGGUAGGGAUAAUUCUGGGUUCUGUUUUUGUUGCUCUCAUUGUCUUACUUGCUCUUGCCUUUUGCAUACGCAAAAAUAAAAGGGAGGACAAGAUUCCAAGAGCUUCUGGGGGAAAUGUCUCUGCUCGCACAAAUAAUGUAAAUACUGAGAUGCAAGAGCAGAGGGUAAAAAGUGCGACUACUGUAACUGAUCUCAUGCCUCCACCCGCAGAAAUUUUGGUGGUUGAUAGGUUACAUAGUAAAAAUGGAUCGAAAAAAAGGAUAAAAUCACCUAUCACUGCUACUCCUUAUACUGUUGCCUCUCUCCAAUCAGCAACUAAUAGCUUCAGUCAAGAAUUUCUUAUUGGUGAAGGAUCUCUUGGUCGUGUUUACAGAGCAGAGUUCCCUAAUGGAAAGCUCCUGACCCGAGUAUUCAAAGAAAGAUUGAAAGGAAAGAUGGUGAUGAUCCGCAAUCUCAGUCGCAGUCUCGGUCGCAGUGCCAUCGCCAAAACACUCCUCUCGCCAUCAAAUUCAGGGCCCUCUUCUUCUUCAUCCUCUGCCCAUUCUGCUAUUCCGUUGUUGGCGCCGUUGGCGGGUCAACGCCUACGCAACAACUCUGCUGCAUUUGAACCCGAAUUCAGAGAUGCCACCACCAGCACCACCAGAUGCCUUCACUCCAACGCCUCGCUUGGCGGCGGUGGUGGACUGCCUUCCUCCAUGAGGGCAGCUGUCUUCAGGGAACCCAACAAACCUCUCACCUUCGAGGAAUUUCACAUCCCUCGCCCCAAAUCCGGUGAACUUCUAAUCAAAACCAAGGCAUGCGGAGUUUGCCACUCUGAUCUCCAUGUUAUGAAAGGCGAGCUUCCAUUUGCUAGCCCAUGUGUUGUGGGACAUGAGAUAACUGGUGAGGUUGUCGAACAUGGACCGGCCACAGACACCAAAACUAUAGCAAGAUUACCAAUUGGAUCUCGAGUUGUUGGAGCUUUCAUCAUGCCUUGUGGCAACUGUUCCUACUGUUCAAAGGGCCAUGAUGAUCUAUGCGAGGAUUUCUUUGCUUAUAACCGUGCAAAAGGAACUCUUUAUGAUGGUGAAACUCGGCUGUUCCUCCGCAGCAGUGGAGAACCAGUAUACAUGUAUAGUAUGGGAGGCCUUGCUGAAUACUGUGUUGUGCCGGCAAAUGGAUUGACUAUUUUGCCCGAGUCAUUGCCAUACAUCGAGUCUGCAGUUUUAGGUUGUGCAGUGUUUACCGCUUAUGGUACUAUGGCUAAUGCGGCUCAGGUGAAGCCUGGGGAUUCAGUUGCUGUGAUUGGAAUUGGGGGUGUAGGGUCAAGCUGUUUGCAGAUAGCAAGAGCAUUUGGUGCCUCUGAUAUUAUCGCUGUGGAUGUUCAAGAUGAAAAAGUGCAGAAAGCCAAGAUAUUUGGAGCUACGCAUGCUGUAAAUGCAGCUAAAGAAGAUGCUGUUGGCAAAAUAAUGGAAAUAACUGGUGGAAAGGGUGUGGACAUCGCUGUGGAAGCCCUGGGAAGGCCGCAGACAUUUUUGCAAUGUGUGCAAAGUGUGAAAGAUGGAGGAAAAGCUGUAAUGGUUGGGCUUUCACAAGCUGGUGCAGUUGGGGAAGUAGAUAUAAACCGUCUUGUCCGUAGAAAGAUACAAAUCAUUGGAUCUUACGGAGGGAGGGCAAGGCAGGAUCUGCCAAAGUUGGUCAGAUUGGCAGAAUCAGGCGUAUUUGAUCUAGCUAAUGCUGUUUCUAGAAGGUACAAAUUUGAGGAGAGUAACGAAGCAUUCCAGGAACUCAAUAAGGGAAGCAUUGUUGGUCGGGCAGUGGUUGAGAUAAUGUAAGUUCUUUUCACUCCAAGCGGCUGUUCUUGAUGCGAAACUUCAGCCUCAAGUACAAGGCAGCUCCUGGUGUAGAAAUCUGAAGAUCUGCAGGUGCAUAACCAAUGUAGCCUCAUAAACAAUCUCUCAUCAAACGCAUUCUAGGAUCACAAAUGGUUCUAACGUCUCUGUUUGUUGUUUCCUCCCCUCCCUUUAUUUUGGGUCAACCUCACAUACAUACAUAAACUCUUGGUGUUUGAAUAAAACUUUGCUGUGUGGUCGGCCGAAUAACAUGAUAUAAGAGAGGUUAUGAAUUUACACGUGAUUUGAAUAAUAUAUAUUACAAGUUUCUUCUGAUUAA
Molecule: messenger RNA, 2569 nt
Organism: Pyrus x bretschneideri (Chinese white pear)
Lineage: Eukaryota; Viridiplantae; Streptophyta; Magnoliopsida; Rosales; Rosaceae
Product: alcohol dehydrogenase-like
Exons: 11
Coding region: 568-2232 (554 amino acids)
Molecular function (GO): oxidoreductase activity
Source: RefSeq, a predicted model, not a curated record